UGCGGAAAAAAAUUCACAAAUAGAAGAUUUCUGAUGAACCAUAUACGCCGGCACGAUGGAGUGAAGUCGUAUGCUUGUAAUUUUCCAGACUGUGGGAAGGCAUUCAGAAACUCAUACCACCUGAAGCGACAUAAUAAAACCCACUCCGGAGAAAAGCCAUUUGAAUGUGGCAUUUGUAAAAUGUGCUUCUCCGAAACAAGAAAUCUCAGAAAACACAUGAAUAUUCAUACUCGAGAGGAACACGUGUGCAAGAAACCGGGAUGCGGAAAAAUAUACACAAAUAGAAGACAUCUGAUGAACCAUAUGCGCCAUCACGAAGGAGUGAAGUCGUAUGUUUGUAAUUUUCCAGAAUGUGGGAAGGCAUUCACAACCUCACACCACCUUAAACGACAUAAUAAAACCCACACCAGAGAGAAGCCAUUUGAAUGCGGCAUUUGUAAAAAGUGCUUCUCAGAAACAGGAAAUCUCAGAAAACACAUAAUAAUUCAUAGUCGAGAGGAAAGAUUCAUAGAAGAAAGUGAAGUCUGGAUCUGGAACACGUGUGCAAGAAGCCGGGCUGCAGAAGAAUAUUCACAAAUAGAAAAUAUCUGA
Molecule: messenger RNA, 591 nt
Organism: Cryptotermes secundus
Lineage: Eukaryota; Metazoa; Arthropoda; Insecta; Blattodea; Kalotermitidae
Product: gastrula zinc finger protein XlCGF71.1-like
Exons: 3
Coding region: 34-591 (185 amino acids)
Biological process (GO): regulation of transcription by RNA polymerase II
Cellular component (GO): nucleus
Molecular function (GO): DNA-binding transcription factor activity, RNA polymerase II-specific; RNA polymerase II cis-regulatory region sequence-specific DNA binding
Source: RefSeq, a predicted model, not a curated record